This is a messenger RNA of Cantharellus anzutake, 336 nucleotides long. RefSeq lists its product as uncharacterized. The record is from RefSeq and is a predicted model, not a curated record. Bases 1 to 336 code for a protein of 111 amino acids. The transcript has 2 exons. NCBI's taxonomy places the organism in Eukaryota, Fungi, Basidiomycota, Agaricomycetes, Cantharellales, Hydnaceae.
AUGUCUUCCUACAUUUUUUAUCAAGUCUAUGACGAGCAGGGAAAGCUUCAUGCUCCCGCCUAUGGCUCUUGCGACCCCGCAAGGUACCCAUUCGUUGGGGCGUUCAUGCAGAAAGAUGUGGGCCAGGCCCCCCAAGCUGUGCAUGUCUGUCGUCUGCUCUCUAUGAUGGAAAACGCCUCAGACAGUCGCUGCACCGAAUUGUUUGCGACGUUCGACACAUUCGCUAAGAACCUAGGAUUCAGUGAAAAGGACACCGUGAACCUCGCGGAGAACGGAUACGGACGCGAUCCAGACCACCCUCUCAUCUUCAAGAUGCUUAGCUGGGAUCGUAAAUGA